Messenger RNA from Saprolegnia parasitica CBS 223.65, 2247 nucleotides. RefSeq lists its product as hypothetical. The transcript is spliced from 3 exons. NCBI's taxonomy places the organism in Eukaryota, Oomycota, Saprolegniomycetes, Saprolegniales, Saprolegniaceae. The record is from RefSeq and is a predicted model, not a curated record. The coding region runs from base 1 to 2247 and encodes 748 amino acids. Gene Ontology annotation, biological process: L-tryptophan biosynthetic process.
AUGGAGCGCUGCGUCAUUUUGCCAGUGACAAGCGACACGAUGGUUGCUCCCCGCCGCCGGCCGCCCGUGCUCACGCUCCUUCUUGACAACUACGACUCGUACACGUACAACCUGUACCAGAUGCUCGCGCAGGUCAACGGCCUCGCGCCCGUCGUCCUGCGCAACGACGCCUUCAACGGCGUCUGGUCCGACGCGUGGGCGUUCUUCCUCACGCAGGUCCCACCCCACGCCGCCAUCAACAUUGUGCUCUCGCCGGGUCCCGGCCAUCCGGCCAAGGUUGGCGACUUUGGGCUCUGCCACGCUGCGAUUGUCGAGGCUCCUGCCGACGUGCCGCUGCUGGGCGUGUGCCUCGGGCACCAAGGCCUCGCGCAUGCGUAUGGCGGCGACGUGCGCCACGCGCCCAAGGUCAUGCACGGCAUCACGAGCUCCAUCAAUGUGACGCCGCUCGGGCGAGACGGGCUUUUCUUUGGCACGGCGCCGACCUUCGACGUUGUCCGAUACCACUCGCUGCUCGUGGCGUCGCUGCCCGACUGCCUCGUGGUCACUGCGUCGACGGCCGAGGACGGGCUCAUCAUGGCGCUGCAGCACAAGGAGCGGCCGCAGUACGGUGUCCAGUUCCAUCCCGAGUCUGUCUGCAGCGAGUUUGGCUACCAGCUGCUCCAAAACUUUGCCGACCUCUCCAGUCAGACGCCGCUGAGCAUGUGUACGCUUGCGCACGCAGCGACCGCGCCGGCGAUGCUCGCUGCGACGCCAGUUGCCAAGCCUGCUGCCGCCUACCACCUGCAUACUACGGGUCUCGGCCAACUGCAUCUCGACGGUGACGCGAUCUUUGAUGCGAUUUACGCCUCGGCAACCCACGCCUUCUGGCUUGACAGCAGCAACGGAGCGCGCUACUCGUAUAUGGGCGACGCGGCGGGGCCGCUCAGCCAGCUCAUCACGUACAAUGUCGUGACCGAUGCCACGCACGUCAAUGGCGCGGCGAUUGAGACGCCACUGUUUCCGUAUCUGCAGUCGCAACUCGACCGCUAUCGCGUGACGUCGGUGUCGUCACCGUUCGACUUCCGCGGUGGCUUUGUGGGUUUUUUUGGCUAUGAAGUGCUGCACUGCCGUCAUGAAAAGAAGAGCGCGCAUGUGCUCGCCCAUCGCGACGCCGAGGGCUCGACGGUGCCGGACGCCGCCUUUCUCUUUGCCGAUCGCUUUCUCGUGCUGGAUCAUGUGACGGGCCACGUGUACGUGGCCGCCCUCGAUGACGACGUGUCGUCGACGCCAGCGACCACGGCGUGGGUCCAAUCGAUCGCAGACCGUGUGCGCGACAUGGCGUCGACGCCGACUCUGUCACCGCCGUCCCCGCCGCUCGUGUCGGAUCCGAUCACGAUGCGCCCGAGCCGGUGCCGGCGCCAGUACGAACAAGACAUUGCCGAUGUUCUCGACGCGAUCCACGACGGCGAGACGUACGAAGUGUGCUUGACCAACCAACUGAUUGCCGAGCUCGAGGUGCCGGAUACGCUCGCAUUUUACAAAACACUGCGGACGCUCAACCCUGCGCCGUUCGCUGCGUACCUUAAGCACCCGGAUUUUGCGAUUUGCUCGUCGUCGCCCGAGCGCUUCUUGCAUGUGAGUUGUGACGGCCGGAUGGAAUCCAAGCCCAUCAAGGGCACGCGCAAGCGCGACCAUAUCGACGCUGCUGUUGAUGCCGCGAUCGCGUCCGAGCUUGGCAGCUGCGUCAAGGACCGCGCCGAAAACAUGAUGAUCACGGACCUCGUACGCAACGACUUUGGCGUCGUCGCGGCCAUCGGCAGCGUGCACGUGCCAACGCUCAUGCACGUCGAGUCGUAUGCGACCGUGCACCAGCUUGUGACAACGGUGCGCGGGGCACUUGCAGACGGCAAGAGUGCGCUCGAUGCCGUGCACGCCACGUUCCCUGGCGGCUCCAUGACGGGCGCGCCCAAGCAGCGCACGAUGGAGCUCAUCCGGGACCUUGAAGUGUACCCGCGAGGCGUCUACUCGGGCGCGCUGGGCUACCUCUCGCUCGACGGUGCGGCCGACCUCAAUAUUAUCAUUCGAACGGCCGUUGUGACGAAAGACCGCGUGAGCAUUGGGGCGGGCGGCGCGAUCGUCGCCAUGUCGGACGCCGACGACGAGUACGACGAGAUGCUGCUGAAGACGCAGGCGCUUCGGCACGCGCUGGCGACGCACACGGGGCGCGCCGUGCAGGUGGAUGUGGACCACGGCUUUUACGACAAGUAA